GUUGAGGUUAUGUUGCUUGUAAACAUAAAUUUGUCAAAAUUUGCAAUGCAAAAAUAAUUUCAUAUGUAUUAACAAUAUUCGUGUAGACCCGUUUUAAAAAAUAGUAAAUAGAACGAGGAGAAUGUCACGAAGAAGCAGUAAUCCUGUCGUUUUAAGUUUCCAUGAUAGUCUCCUGCGAUUGUCGGACAUUGAAUUACUUAGUGGACAUAGCUGGCUAAACGACAGCAUUAUAUCAUUUUAUUUUGAAUAUUUGGAGAUUAACCACUUUAGAAAAGAUCCCAUUUUGCUAUUUGUUCAACCGCAAGUCACCCAAUGUAUUAAGCUAUCUCCCAGUGCGGAAGUAAAUGUGUUCCUGGAACCGUUAAUGUCAAAUCGUUGCAGAUUUAUAUUUUUUGCACUCAACGAUAACGAACAAACUGAAGUUUCUGGCGGUUCGCACUGGAGUUUAUUAGUGGUUUCCCGUCCAGAGAGAAUGGUGUUUCAUUUUGAUUCUUCGAAAGGCACAAACUGUCAGCAAGCUAUGGAGUUUGGUGCAAAGGUGUUGCGAUACUUUGGGGUGUCUUCAUACGGUUUUCGAGAACCCUUAUGCUUGCAGCAGUCGAAUGGGUACGAUUGUGGUAUCCACGUCUUAUGUAACGCUGAAAACGUCGCUGAUUUUGCAUGUCGAAAUCAACAGAUUGACGGAUGUACUGCCCUGAAGGAAGAGAUUGUACAAUCUAAAAGACGCAAUAUGUUGAAUCUUAUUUCAAAUUUAACGAAAGGCUGAAUAAACCAAUUGUUGCACUUAAUUUAAUUUAAUAUUAAAAGUAUUGUUAUCGCUAAUAAUGUAAAGUGGAUGAAAAAGCACUUGCUAUUUUGAGCAAUUAGUAUUUGAACUUGGAAUUGCACUUCAUAUUAGGAAAAGCAUUUCAACAUUACUUAAAUAUUUUUAAUAAAUGACGUAAGAAUCUA
Photinus pyralis (common eastern firefly) is the source of this 951-nucleotide messenger RNA. RefSeq names its product sentrin-specific protease 8. The coding region runs from base 122 to 766 and encodes 214 amino acids. Gene Ontology annotation, biological process: proteolysis. NCBI's taxonomy places the organism in Eukaryota, Metazoa, Arthropoda, Insecta, Coleoptera, Lampyridae. The record is from RefSeq and is a predicted model, not a curated record. The transcript has a single exon. Gene Ontology annotation, molecular function: deNEDDylase activity; cysteine-type peptidase activity.